Xenopus laevis (African clawed frog) is the source of this 738-nucleotide messenger RNA. RefSeq names its product caveolin-3. Lineage: Eukaryota; Metazoa; Chordata; Amphibia; Anura; Pipidae. The transcript is spliced from 2 exons. The record is from RefSeq and is a predicted model, not a curated record. The coding region runs from base 67 to 492 and encodes 141 amino acids.
UAAAUAUUGCCCUGGGUGGAACUGACAGACACUACACUCCUGGUAACAGAGAAUAUCCCAGCAGCUAUGGCUGAGCACAAAUCCAUCCCCAGUGAGCCCAUGCCCCUGGACAUGGACAACCGGGACCCUAAUAACUUGAAUGAUCACGUCAGGGUGCUCUUUGAAGAUGCCUUUGGGGAACCAGAAGGAUCUCACACCAUUCCAGGAGCGUGGAGCAUGUCCUACAAGACAUUCAACGGGGUGAAGAACUGCUGCUACAUUGUCCUGUCGGUGCUGUGUGGGUGCCCCCUGGCCUUCUGCUGGGCACUUGAGUUUGCCUGUGUACAGUGCUGUCAUAUCUGGAUGGUGGGCCCUUGUAUUCACAUCUGGAAGAUAAAUGUGUCCUGUAUGAAGAUGUUCUACAGCUCCUGUGUGCACUGUCUGUGUGACCCGUGCUGGGAGGCGUGCGGCUUGUGCUUAAGUCUCAUUCGUGUGCAGAAUAAGAACGGAUAGUGUCCCAUACGAGCCUGUAUUCACCACAGUGCAGUGUUCUGACCAGCAGAGUACAAUGAGUUGCAGAGUAAUGCUCACGUGCCUUGCUGAGCUACAGAAACCUCCAUGGACUUUUCCACUUAUUAUCUGACAUACACCCUGGCUGAACUGCCACAAACCUGCAUACCCUGUGGCAUUUGCUCUCUAAACGGUAUCUUGUCCAUUUACUACUUGUUGUACAAUAAAACCAUCUCUGUGUCUGCCUCA